ACCCGAAGGGGAAAUCUAUCCAAGUACGCAUUCUUGAUCAAUCCAGGAGUAAUCCCUAAUAUAUUACAGCCAACCAACAUCGCGACAUCAAACUGCCCAACAAGCCAUCGAUGCCGCAAUGCGAGCGAAAGAAGAAUCGAGGAGACACCCCACAAGAAUGCAAAUGAAUACGGAGACGCCGCUAGCACCUCGGAUUGAGUUAGAUGAGGAAAUGAUUGAGCUUGCCGAGGCGCAACGAAACAUGGAGCUGGAACAAAUAGAUCAUGAGUUCCAGGGAGAUGAAAGUGGAAGACACCUUGCAAGGUUGAACGUGAAUAUGCGCAUGGAGAGAAGCGGGUUUCCGGUUGACCCAAAUCAAGGGGAGAAAGACCUUGCAGGAGUGCACAGAAAUACGGAGACAAGUCCAAUGGAGUUUUCAAGAGGGCAAAGAGAUGCGGGGAUAAGGCCAAUGCAGCAUGGGGUUGAGGAAGACGAGAGACUCCUCGAAAUACGCGAAAGGUGGCUAGCUUUGCAGCGAAUGAAGUUUGAGCUUGAGGAAGCGAAGUUUGAGCUUGAGAAAAGGAGGCUUGAGAUUGAGAUUGAGAAGCUUGAGAUUGAGAAAGAGAGGCUUGAUGUCGAGAUAAAGAUCGAGGAAGUAGAAAAACAGCUGGAUGCACUGCGGAGGCAACAGGUGUGAACUUUGUUAUAAGGUAGGUUGGAAAUGAUGGAUAUCAGCUAGACACCGUGUGCAAUUUGAACUGAUUGAGAAUGUC
Ilyonectria robusta is the source of this 752-nucleotide messenger RNA. RefSeq lists its product as uncharacterized. Lineage: Eukaryota; Fungi; Ascomycota; Sordariomycetes; Hypocreales; Nectriaceae. The record is from RefSeq and is a predicted model, not a curated record. Bases 119 to 676 code for a protein of 185 amino acids. The transcript has a single exon.